AAUACCCUCCGUCUUCUGCAUAUCUGUGGCAGCGUUGCGCUCGACAGAGGGAAGUAAGAAAAAAAAAAACCCUAGUCAUGACGAUCGCAGCUCUAGGGCGGCUUCCUUUUCACCUAUACCAUUCUUCUCGACCACUCUCCCUCUUCGCCCGCUACUCCUUCUCCUCCGCUCCCUCGUCGUCAGCCAAGGUCGCAGACCGCAUCGUAAAGCUAUUCGCAAUCGAUCUUGAUGGCAACAAGCGGGAGGUAUUGGGCUUGACCGGACAAACCCUUCUGAAGGCCCUCACUAACGUCGGCCUCAUCGAUCCCGCGUCGCACCGGCUUGAGGAAAUAGACUCGUGCUCGGCAGAAUGCGAAGUUCACAUCGCGCAGGAAUGGCUCGAGAAGCUGCCGCCGGCGUCCUACGACGAACGCUAUGUGCUCACCCGCAACUCCCGCAAUCGCGUCCUCAACAAGCACGCUAGGCUAGGCUGCCAGGUCUUGCUCGACCACAAUCUCCAGGGCAUGGUCGUAGCCAUUCCGGAGCCCAAGCCCUGGGACACCCAGUGAAUAAAUGGGGGAGUCCUAGUGUUACCAUUCUGGUUUGUUUGGUCCUGUUAAUUAUGUCCAUCUGCUCAAAAUAAGAUAGAUUAUCUGGAACUGAUCUAUCUCGAUGCGCUUUUUUUUUAUUGUGAGGCAAUUAUGGUAUCUAAAUUGUUGAUUUCCCCAUUUUGUUAUUGGGAUCACAGGUUUUAUGAAUAUGGAACUUUUUUUUUUUCAUAUGGGUUUGUGAUUCUAGAUCUAUGAAUCUUUUGGGGUUUCUGCCUUCUUGGGGAUUUGAAACUUUGUAGGAUUUUGGCAA
This is a messenger RNA of Dendrobium catenatum, 840 nucleotides long. Its product is annotated as adrenodoxin-like protein, mitochondrial. The coding region runs from base 78 to 548 and encodes 156 amino acids. Gene Ontology annotation, biological process: P450-containing electron transport chain. Gene Ontology annotation, cellular component: mitochondrion. Gene Ontology annotation, molecular function: 2 iron, 2 sulfur cluster binding. The record is from RefSeq and is a predicted model, not a curated record. Lineage: Eukaryota; Viridiplantae; Streptophyta; Magnoliopsida; Asparagales; Orchidaceae. The transcript has a single exon.